AAAAAAUCAACAAUGGUCCCAAAAUUUAUGUGAAUCUGGACUAAUAUCUUCCAGAUAUGUUAUCUUCUCCAAAUGGUGCAGAUCGAGUAUACAUCAAGCUUUGAAUAUAUGCACGGAAUCCCAUCGAUCAGGGAACUCUGCAGUAAACGUGUUUUACCGAAACUAGUCGAAAAAACGACAUUCAUACAUACUUAAAUGAUGGAAAAGCUGGUGGAAGUAUCGGAUCAGGUGGUAUGCAUUGAUUUCGUGCUCGGAAGCAAAUGCAGGACUACCGUCCGCCUGAGAUCUCUCGUUGCCACCGCCACGGUCGCCUUCAAAAUCCAAACAUCAUCGCCUCAAAAAUUCCUAGUCAACCCACCGAGUGGACUCAUUUCUCCCUUAUCUCAAAUCACCUUCCAAAUAAUCCUCAAACCGCAACCUCAAGUUCCUUCGUCUUUUCCACGCUCUGUUUCUGACCGGUUCCUUAUCCGCACGAGUCGAGUCCCAUUCACCGAGUCGACUCACUCCAACAAUUCCACUCAUCACUUGGACACUACUAACACAUCCUGGACACAAGACAUCAAACUUAAAGUUGCAUUCGUGGGUCCAUUUUUACUUCGGCAUGCGGUGAAUAACGGGGACUGUGAAGCCGUGAGGAGUAUGGUCAAAAUUCAGAGGACGGUAUUGACCGACUUGUCAGCUCGGGAAGCCGAGUCACUCCACCGAGUUGCAAGUCGGUUAGAUAACUCGGUGGAAAUGGUUACUUUGUUACUAGAGGCCGGAUUGAAAGUGGAGUCAACAAAUUUAAAUUUAGACGACGUGGAAGAAUCUAAAUGGAUAGAGAAAGGAUGGACAGAAUUACACGUGGCAGUGUCAUUUGAUCGGGCGGAUGAGGUUUCAAGAUUGAUUAAAUUAGGAAAACGUGGGUCGUUGGAUUGUAAAGAUAGAGAAGGAAGGACACCGUUAUAUUUGGCUGCUACCAAAGGGUAUGAGAGGUGUGUUAAGGUGUUGGCAGGUGCAGGGGCUAAUGUGGACGCGAAGCGUAACGAUGGUUGGACGGCAUUGUAUAGAGCAGCAGCGAGAGGUGACCGUCGGAUGGUUAAAGUGUUGGUUGAGCUUGGAGCGAACCCUUCGAUUGCAGACCGUUCAGCUGUUCAUAUUGCCCGUGACGAAGGACAUGAAGAGAUCGUCGAAAUCUUAGAACGAGGGGAAGAGGUAUUAAAUGCAGCACGACGUGGAGAUCUUAUCCGUCUUGAAUUUCUAUUAGAGACAGAUGCAAGCGUUGAUUUUAGAGAUCAGUAUGGUUUGACUGCUAUGCACAUUGCAGCCAUCAAAGGCCUUAACGACGUGGUGAUGUUGCUAGUUGAGUUUGGUUGUGAUCUAGAAUGUACAGACACCGAAGGCAAGACACCGCUGCAUAUGGCAGUGAUUGGUGGCAACAAGGAUACGGCGGAGGUGCUUAUAAUCAGAGGAGCAAGAAUGGAUGUCGAGUGUCAUAGAGGAGCAACGCCUUUACACAUUGCCCAAACAAUGGGGUAUGAAUCGAUAGCACAAUUUCUCCUCGAUCAAACUAUUUCUUGACCUACUGAUUUUACUUUGAUCCUCAACGAAAAAUGUAAAUCCUUCUUCAACAUAUUACUCCAUGUUUUAUACUGUUAUUGAUAGGUGUAGCAAUUGAAGGGAAUUAAUAGUCAGCCAAUUUUUUUUGUAUAACGUAGGAUAAAACACAUAUACUUACAUAAUGCAGUGCACUAUUUUAACAGGAAA
Molecule: messenger RNA, 1746 nt
Organism: Erigeron canadensis
Lineage: Eukaryota; Viridiplantae; Streptophyta; Magnoliopsida; Asterales; Asteraceae
Product: protein VAPYRIN-like
Exons: 2
Coding region: 196-1560 (454 amino acids)
Molecular function (GO): protein binding
Source: RefSeq, a predicted model, not a curated record